AUGUCUGACAGCGCUGAACUUGCAUUCGUUAAAGCUCAUCUCAAUAACAUCGGUUCUCUACCUGUUCAGUAUCCGGAUGAUUACCAACAGCCACCUCAUAAUUCGUUAAAGAAAUUACCUAUAAUUCCAGUCGACUUGCCAGAGCCACCUGCACGGAAAGUCGAUGCGGAAGCUUCCACUUCUUCUGGUACGCUUAUUUACCUGGUAUUUAAAGUUACCAAGCCCGCGCGCACAUUCAACGUCUCUGUCCUUCCCACCGACGCAAUCUCCUCCAUCAAGUCUCAGCUCGCCUCUCAACCCGGUGCACCACCACCAGACGCCCAGCGCCUCCUGUUACGCGGUAAGGCGCUCGCGGAUAACAAACUUCUUAAAGAAUAUCCCGUAAAAAGCGGUGAUACGGUCAACUUGAUGCUAAAACCGGGUUUCGAAUGGGACUGGGACACUACUGCUGCUGCUGUUUCUGCUUCUCCCGUGCCGAAAGAUGGAGAUGGAGAUACGCAGAUGUCGCUUGAUCCUCAGUCUCAAAAUACUGGUACUGGUAACCGGGGAAGACAUGGCCGGAUACCUUCUGUUGUACUUUCUCCAUCACCGUCGCCGUCUAUGAAAUCCCUCCCGCUUGAUAAUCCAACUUCACCUAUUCCGCUCACGCUUGAUACGUCCAACAUCCCGUCUGCUGCUGAGACGACGAUCCUCGAUGCUUAUCAUAAACGGAUAACGUCACCGGAAUUCUGGGAUCGGCUGUAUAGCUUCUUACGAUCCGAGUUCCCCCAAGCAGGAGACGCAGACCAAGCGUUCGAAGCUUUCUUACUCGGUAGCAAAGGUUCGCUAUCACCGAGUGACAUCGCGAGGAUUAGGGACACGAUUGGUAUCACAGGCAUGAAUGGGAGUUAA
Messenger RNA from Fomitiporia mediterranea MF3/22, 891 nucleotides. RefSeq lists its product as uncharacterized. Lineage: Eukaryota; Fungi; Basidiomycota; Agaricomycetes; Hymenochaetales; Hymenochaetaceae. Gene Ontology annotation, molecular function: protein binding. The transcript is spliced from 4 exons. Bases 1 to 891 code for a protein of 296 amino acids. The record is from RefSeq and is a predicted model, not a curated record.